AUGGCAACAAGUACACGCAUUGCUCGACGAGUGGCGAGGCAGGUCGUAAUGCCUCUUGCUGAAAUACCGACGUUUCUUUGUCCAGCUAUCCUGAGGACGACUUCAAUACCACUUCGAUGUACUUAUAGACAAUCGCAGUCCACUUCGCCAGCUUCACAGAGAAGAAGCGUCUCUUCGAUUCCAACGAUUCAAGCACAAGGACCUCCGAAAGCUCGAAAGUCGCCGUUAGAAGAGCUACCACAGCAAUGCGCAGGUUGCGGAGCCCUCUCGCAGACAGUCGAUAGUGAAGGGCCCGGAUACUAUACUCUGACCAGGAAAUCUGUCAAGACUUUUGUAGAAGGAUUAUCGACGCAGGAAUUAUCUGCGGAGGAUGAGGUCGUGAAAGCAGCUCUAGAACGAGCAGGAACGGAAGCUGCGAGCUUGAAUUUAGGAGAUUUAGAAGCUCCAGUACAAGAUCCAGAGCCACCUGUAUGUGACAGAUGCCACAAGUUGAAGCAUCAUGAAACUGGUGUUUCCAUACACCACCCAUCUAUACAAUCUAUUCAAGAUACCAUUUUCGAAUCGCCGUACAAAUACAACCAUGUCUACCAUGUUAUUGACGCAGCGGAUUUCCCCAUGUCUCUUGUGCCAGGACUACAGAAACUUUUACAUAUUACGCCACAGAGAUCGCUGAACAGAAGGUCAAAGACAGGGAGGUUCUACCAUGGACGAAGAACGGAAGUUAGCUUCAUCAUCACACGGUCCGAUUUACUUGCGCCCUUGAAGAUACAGGUUGAUCAAAUGAUGCCAUACUUAAGAGAAGUUCUUCGUGAUGCAUUGGGAAGAUCAGCAAAAGAUGUUCGCCUGGGAAAUGUGAGAUGUGUGAGUGCAAAGCAGGCUUGGUGGACGAAAGAGCUGAAAGAGGAAAUCUGGUCAAGAGGUGGUGCAGGGUGGAUGGUUGGGAAGGUCAAUGUUGGAAAGAGCCAAUUGUUCCAUGAAGUCUUUCCCAAAGGGAGAAAGACUUCGGACAAGAAGGUGGGUACUAUCUUGCCUGCGAGGACAGCCGUGACACUGGACGAGACAAAGGAGAUUGUGCUUGAUAUGGUGGAGGCAAACUCGGAAGGCAUGGAAGUAGAACCGGAGAGUCUAAUCACGUCGGACACUGCAGACAGCACCGCAAUUCAAUCCGAAGUAGAUGUGGAGCUACAAGAAGCAUUUGAUAAACUCGAAUCCUCUGCUUCUUCAUCUCUUGACACAUCUUCCCUCCUCCCCCCAGCCCCCAUCGAGGUCGACUACCCUUCCAUGCCACUCGUCUCCUCUCUCCCAGGCACAACCGCUUCACCCAUCCGCCUUCCCUUCGGUAAUGGGAAAGGCGAGCUCAUUGAUCUGCCCGGCCUCUCGCGAGGGGACCUUGAGCUCCACGUCCAGCCAGAACACCGCUCCAGCCUGGUAAUGCGCUCACGCAUCCAGCCAGAACAACAGACCAUUCGUCCACGGCAGUCACUUCUUCUCGGCGGUUUCAUACGCAUCACGGCAACGGAUCCUAAUGUCUUAUUUCUAUCUUACUCAUUCACACCUAUCGAGGCGCACGUCACUUCGACAGAGAAAGCAAUUGGCACGCAGACGCAAACACGUGAGUCUGCUCUCGUAAAUAUAUCUCUUUCUGGAACAGGAGAGAAGAUCAAAUCUGCAGGAGUAUUCCCAUUAAAAUGGGACGUCACGCGACAGCGAACUGGCCCAAUCACUUCACGCAAAGCAUUAGGCAUCAGGCCAGAGAAUCUGCCUUACAAAGUCCUUGCAACAGAUAUCCUGAUUGAAGGAUGUGGAUGGGUGGAACUCGUUGCGCAGGUUCGAAAAAAGCCGGGAGAGGUUCGUUCUUUUGCGCGCGAAUGGAAGGAGGAAUUUGACCGUGCUUCAAAGGCUGCACGGGGGGAGUCUGAAGAUUCGUCUGAGAUCGCCGACGAUGUUGUCGAUGUCGAUGCAGACGUACCUGCUGUGGAGGUGUUUUCGCCGGAAGGGAGAUUUAUCGCUUCCAGGAGACCGAUGAAUGCGUGGUUGUAUGUUGCGGGUAAACCUACCAAGGGGAAGUUACAAGGCCGGCCGAGGAAGUCUAUGAAGGGUGUGAAAAAGGCAGAGAAGAAGCGGAGUAAUGUAGGAGGGGCGGCUUUGUAA
Cadophora gregata is the source of this 2151-nucleotide messenger RNA. RefSeq lists its product as uncharacterized. The coding region runs from base 1 to 2151 and encodes 716 amino acids. Lineage: Eukaryota; Fungi; Ascomycota; Leotiomycetes; Helotiales; Ploettnerulaceae. The transcript has 2 exons. The record is from RefSeq and is a predicted model, not a curated record. Gene Ontology annotation, cellular component: mitochondrion.